CACGUGUGGAUCCUUUAAUACCAGCUCGCGUUGUAAUCAGAAUAGAUGAAUAGGAAAUUUAGCGCGCGAAUAGGAGUAUGGCGAUUACUUUCGAAUGGUUUUGGUAUACAAGCAGUGUAAAUCUUAGACAUUCACAGCCACUUCCUCCAUCUUUCUCCAAAUGGCUAUUGCCCAAGCAAGAGAUCAAUGGAAUGUGAUACGGCAGCAAAAGUAGUGGAAGCAGAGAAUAUAACAAUGGCAGAAGAAAAUGCAAAUCAUAAAGAAAAGGAAGCAACGCCUAGAAGAAUGAGUGAAGAAUAUAGAAAGCCUAAUGUGACAGAACAACACAAAAAGCUCAAAGCAGAAUUAGAAGAAGAAAACGCAACGGUGUUUGAAGGGAUAUCUUCUGCUUCAGAACAAGGAAAGGUGCUGGGUCUCUUCUUCCCUAUCUUUUAAAUUAUCAACACCGGAAUAAACUGUUUUAUUUGGAUAAUUUAUGGAGCAACUAAAUGCUAAUGUUAAGAGUGAAGUAGACUAUUCCCACUUUGAAAUCUUAGAAAAGGGUUUAGGAAAGGACCUGAUAAUGGUUGGGAGAUUCAAUGUUCCACUUCGUCUGGCUCCCAUUGCAGACCGAAUCUAUGAUAUUUAUGGUGAUAUUACUGCUAGCAGUACGCAAAGUGAUUGUGCAGCUAAACCUAGCUAUAUUCUGUUCUGUGCUGCAAUCAAAGAGAUGGAUGAUCUCAAACUAGACCAGGUCAACGAGACUAAAAUAUUGUUGUGGCGAGAUGCAAUCAACAAUGCCCACAACCUUCAAUUCGGAGUGGGUUUCGCCAUUGAACACCUGAAACGAAUUGCUCGUGCAUAUAUUGGUUUUAAAGCAAUACUAAAGACAUGCUCAACAACAAAGAUGGAUUCGUCGAGGAUUGUUUCCGUGCAGCUAAAUAUUUCUUGGGCAAGCCUCUUAGCAUCGGUCUGUUCCAUUAGUAUUAUUCUAGCAUAAGCCAUUAGCCAGGCCGCCUUUCUCUUCAACACUCUUUUUAUGUUUUUGCCUUUGUAACAUCUUAGUGUCUUUCUAUGUUUAAUCAAAUAGCAUUUACGAUCUUCAAUUUAUUCCCAAAAUAACUUGUAGUAUUUCUUCUUCUUACCCUAAGCUGCAUGUAGAUUCAGGCACUACGAUGAA
Molecule: messenger RNA, 1159 nt
Organism: Gossypium raimondii (Peruvian cotton)
Lineage: Eukaryota; Viridiplantae; Streptophyta; Magnoliopsida; Malvales; Malvaceae
Exons: 2
Coding region: 476-979 (167 amino acids)
Source: RefSeq, a predicted model, not a curated record